UAAAGCUUAUCAAGAUACUAGUUCUAAAGAGUUUCCAGUUAUUAGUGUUGUUUUACUUGAUGAAGUUGGAUUGGCUGAAACCAGUCCUUUUAACCCUCUUAAAGUUCUUCACUCAUUGUUGGAGCCAAGUUAUCCGGCUGAUGGACCUACUGUGUCUGUAGUAGGAAUUUCAAAUUGGAGAUUGGAUAAUAGUAAAAGUAGUAGAGCAUUACUAGUGCAGAGACCAAAAUUUGAUUUGGAUGAUCUAAUUGAGACCGCUGUUCGUUUACUAGAUAAGAAUAACUUAGAACUUUCAUCUUCUGAAAUCAAAAAUUAUAAAGUUUUUCUUAUUCCUUUUGCUGUUGCAUAUUCUGAAUAUGAAGUAAAAGGACAAAAUGAAUUCUCAAAUUUUCAUGGACUUCGUGAUUAUUAUUCUCUUGUGAAAAUUCUUUCAGAUAAAGAAAUGACUCCUAAAAAUAUUCAUUUAUCAUUAGCAAGAAAUUUUGGUGGUAUCAAAAAACAUACUGAAACAUGUUUUUGGACAUACGAUCAAAUACCCAUCAGCAUUCUAAUUAAUGACAAUCUUACAAGCGAAGGUUCUCGGCAUUUAAUGGUCAUAGGAAAAAGUGAUUCUAUUGUAAAUAUUUUAACAUAUCAAUUACGCGAAAUGAAUUUUAAUCCAGUUGUAAUAUUGGGAUCACAAUUUCCGGAAGAUCGUGAUGAUUAUUCUUAUAAUAUAUUGAGUAGGAUAAUGAUGUGUGUUGAAGCCGGGCAACCUCUGAUAUUAACUGAUUUAGAGAUUAUCUAUGGGAGUCUUUACGAUUUGUGGAAUCAAAAUUAUAUCACAAUGGGAAGCUCCGAUGACCCUAAAUAUUUUACAAGAGUUGCUUUAGGAGCUUAUGCAAAUCCUAUGUUAUACGUUCAUCCUGAUUUCAGAUGUAUCCUGGUUCUCGAUGAAAAGAAAUUAAAGGAUGCUGAUCCACCACUUUUAAAUAGAUUUGAGAAACAACAAAUGUCAACAGUAACAGGAACAAAUAGAGAUAGAUUUACUCAAAAAGAUUUUUUUAUUGGCUUUUGUGAAGAAGAAACAUUGCAAAAAAUUUGUAAGGAAUCUUUAAUCUCAAUUGCUACAUCAGAUGGCAUGGUUCGAAUUGAUAAAUCUCCUUUAGAGUUUGAAGAAAUUCAACAUUAUAAAUAUAUUUAUUUCCAAGUUCAACAUCAUAAUGAUAUAGCAGAUUACUUCCAAGAUUUAUUACAUGAACAAAAUGCUAAUACUAAUCCGGAUGGACAUUUAAUCAUAGUUAACUCGUUUUCAAACAUCAACACAAAUAUCAUAUUUUGUUUAAAGAAUGUAAUUUCAAAAUGUUUUGUUUUGAAACUUUCAACUUUCAAAACCGAGAAUCAAUUUCAAAAACAAAUGAAAAAAUUUUGGCUUGGGUCAGAUUACGAAUUAUUAAUAUUACAAUGUGAUACCACUACUGUAAAUUCAGAAUGUAUCAAAUUAGCCAAGUUUAUUAUCGAACAAUCCCGGGACGAAUAUUUACGGAAAGUACAAGAAAAUAAUGCUAUUAAAAAUAAACAUGCUUGCAUUAUUCUUCAUCUCCGUCGAGAAACAAGUGCAAACUUAAUGUCGUUUAACUUUAUGUGCGGAUGGAAACAAAUUACAAUCGAAACAUUAGCGAAACAAGAAAAACCUUUAUCUGUUUUAUUGGAAGGCAAUUUAUGUGAUUUAAUUGAAACUACUUAUCCAUUCGAAGAUAUAUUGAAACAAGAAACGUUAUGGUGUUUACUAUGCAUGAAGUAUCCAAACAAUGUUAAAUCAGUUAAUCAUGUGAAAUACUUAAAUAGGAAGAUUCUUGAACAUCCAAACUUCGUAAAUUGUUUAAAGAUAAGAACGCAAGAAUGGUUGAAAAUAAAAGCCAAACAAGAUUGGCAAUAUCAUGUGGCAUCCAACAAAAAAUUGUUAUAUCCGUAUUCUUCGUUUUCUAUUGCUUUACAAGCACACAUCCGUACAUUGGUUCGUCAUCCUAUUGCGAAAAUUUUAUGUUCUCUAGAGCGUCUAGGAGCUACAAAAACAUUUCUUAUUCAUGACUUAUCAGAAGCUGAGAUAUCACAACAACGCAUACAAUUUCUCAAUUUCUGGAAAGAAAUGUUUAUGGAUAAUAAUAUCGUUGAUAUUGACAUAUUACCAGAACCUAAGCCAGAUGGAUAUACAAUAUCCGUUAGUGGAUUAAAUCUACAAUUUCCAUUUUCAUUUUACUUUAUGAAGCAAAUUGAUAACUUCAAAACUUUAUACGAGGAAGAAAUAUCAUCACUUAGGGAAGAUAUGGAAAAUAUAGAUCUUUCUACCGGAAAAUUAUUGGAGCACAUUUACGAAGAUUACAUUAAAAGUUUUACCAAUAAAGUAUUUAAUUCUAUAACACUAUUAAGGACUUCUCCAUUAGAACAAGCUUCAGAUUUAUAUUUUAAGGAUUUUGUUAGCAUAAUUUGCAAUAGUGAAACUAGUUUAAAAAAUAUUUCUGUAUUAUCCUAUAUUCUCAAAUGUAAACUUGGUAAAGAGGAAAUCUUAAAUCCUAUUUUAUUGCAUACAUUUUGGUGGGAGCAUGCUAAUUCUACCUUAGCAGCAUUUCAAUUAGUUCACAUGUGUCCUAACAUUGUUAAUCAAGUUUAUAUGGAUGACGCUGAUCUUACAAAUGAAAAUUUUGAUGACUACCUUGUGGACGAAGUUACGAAUAUGAUGUUCAGAAAAAUUAUUAAAAGUCAAGAAACAAUUGAAUUGCAACGCGAAAUUAAAAAAGUUUUGAAUCUCUGUGAAAAGGUUUCAGGUUUUACCAGGACAGAAUCUUUUCAAUUAUUACAAAUUUGCUAUGAUUUAUUAUCGACUGAGUUGAUUACUUUGGAUACUAUCAAAGAAAUUAUCAAGACCAGAGAGACCAGAGAAACCGAUGAUGAUGAAAUUUUUUCAGCACGGUUUAUUCACGAUGUCUUUGAAAUAUUCAGAAACAUUGAAACCGUUGAAGCCGAACAAGAAAACAAAAUAACAUUUGCAAAACAAUCUUUUGUCAUGAAAAGUUUAGAAAUUAUUCCAUUCGAAUCACCUUCUAGAUUGGAACUUUAUCGUAAUUUAUUCUUGGAAGAUCCCUUUCCUCUUAUGGGAAAAAUUAUUAAGAGUAUAUUUGAAGAAGAAAAUAAGAAUGAACCUUUCAACUUCUUUACAUGGCUAGUUAAUCCUGAAGAAAUGUUACGUUCUUUACGAUUUGAAAUUAUUAAUGGGUGGUUGGAAGGUAAAGGCUGUGACUCGUCGAUGGCGACAUUAUUUUGUGACAUUAUUCAGACAACAUAUUUUGCUCAAUAUGACUUGAUUAAAUUAUCGCCCUAUUUCCGUUAUGCAAUUGAGGCUUUAUAUGCUCGAAAUACUAGGGGGUUACAAAAAAUAACAGCGAUUGCAUUCAUGAAAGAAUUUGUUCAUAGAUUUUGGGAUGAAACAAUUCAAGUUACCAUAUUCCAAUCGAUUGAAUUUAAUUCUUUGAAUUUGAUGGAAACUGAUGAUUUUGACCCUAAUCAAAUGUUGAAUCAUCUUAAUUAUUUCAUGGAACAAUCUUAUCCUUUGAUCCAUUCAUUAAAGAUUUAUUUUAUACGAGAUUUACGUAAUAGAGAAUAUUCUAUGGAUGAUAUCAAAAAAUUUUGCCAGGGCCAAAUAAAUGCUUUGCCUUGGCUUGAUUAUUCUGAUUUGGAAAAUUGUUUUUCAAUACUUUAUUCUUACAUUAAUAUAGAUCAAUUUAACCAAAUCUUUAAAGCCUUAAAAAGGAAAGAAUCAAUUAAUGCUAGAAUUUCAUUUAUGGGAAUUAUUCUUAAUCGUCUUCAUGCUAUAAGAGCAACAAUUGAUUGGGCUCAUGUAGAAAAUCAAGUUGCAGGAUUUUUAAAUGAAAAUAUUGAGCAAAUUUCCUCUUUAUCUAUUAUUUAUAGGCAAAUUAUCAUAAAUAUAACCACAAAUCAAUGUCCAUUAUUAUACCUUUAUAUUGAUACUAGUAAUUCAGAUUUACUAAUUAAGUCAGUAGUUGGACAUGUUAUAGCAUUGCAUUCAUCUCUUCCAGCAGAUGCGUCACCAUUAGCUAAUUUACUGCAGAAUUUGAAUUAUUGUAAUGGGUUGUAUAUUCUCACUUGCCCGUCAGAUGUAGAAUCUAUCAUAUUAAGUGCUGUCUUCCAAAAGAAUGGUCAAUUUACUCGGUAUCAAUGUAAAUGUGGUUAUGUUUAUCUUAUUGGUGAUUGUGGGCAAGCUAAUGGGCGAGGUAAAUGCCCAGAAUGUGGCAAUAUGAUUGGUGGUGAGAAUCAUGUAUCCGAAGCUGGAAAUACAAGGUUAGAUAAUGCUCCAAUCAGGAAAACUUUGGUUGCAAAAGACGACAAGGGAUAUAUUGCUGAAGCUGAGAAUGAAGAUAUCAAUCAUAGUGUUCGCAAUUUACCUCCGGCUUCAUAUAGAAUUCUUCAUUUAUUUAUUCAUUCAAUAAUUGGAGCUUGGGCUCCUUCUGGUACUGCAAAUACCUUUUUACAAAAAAAUAAUAAUGUAGCAAGCGAUAGCCUGGCAUAUUGUACGAGACAUAUUAAAAAUGAUUGGAAAGUUCUUUUAAAAAUUUUGAAUUGCCGUGAAGAAAGUCUAGCUCUCUUACUACAUGCAAUUCUUGAUAGAAUGACCAUGAAUCCACCCAAAGAUUUAACAUUAAAGACACCUGGGGAGCGUGAAGAAUGGGAAGCAAAAUUUGCACAAAAUUAUGUUUCUCCAUUAAUUAAAAGUGUUACGAAUACAGCUAAUCAAUUUCGUGCCAAACUUGACAUUGCUUUGGCCAAAACUCAGGGAAAUUCAAACAUCAUUGAAGGAGAAGUUAAUCAAACAUUACCGAUGGAUCGAAAAUACAAACUUGAACAUUUACCAAGACUUUGGAGAUCUAUAGGAACAAUUAGUUUUCAAGGUUUUCGUGCUUAUUACAAUUCAGACAUAGAAAAACACGAAACAUAUUUUCCUUUUAUUUCAAUAUUCUUUAGGUAUUCCGAUAAAUUAGAAAAAAUUAAAUACCUUUGGCCGAUAGUGAAUUUUGUACAAAUAAUAUCAUCACGUCUUGGAUACCGCUUGAGUCGUGAGAGCGCGCAAGAAAAAACUUUCCAAAAAUUUAUAAAUGAAGAAUCUAAUUACAGAAAAUCUGAUGAAAUAUUCAAAUAUUUAAUUUCGAAUUUCAAUGAUUUUGCUAAAGCUUGGAAUGAAGUUAUAAAUGAUAUCGAUCAAUUUCAAUGUCACGAACUUCCGAAACCAAAACCUGAUAUAAAUUUGAUAUCCCUUAUUUCACUUGCUUUGGUCGAACCAAAAGAUUCGGGCGUGUAUCUCAGUGCUAUUUUAGAAUAUUUGAUUGGAUUACAAAACAAUUUCUUACAAGAAGUUUUAACAAUUUCUACAGGUUAUUCUAAAGCGUUUAAAUUCUUAGAAGAAUCCUAUUUUAUACAGGUAACAGGAACUGUUUUCUCUUCUUCAGAAAGUUCUUCUCGUUUUUAUAUUCAAUCUUUUUUAAUCAAUCAAACAAAACAAAAUAAUUUUAUAAAUUAUGAAUGGGAUGAAAACAUUCUACAAUAUAGUGAUCGUAAUCUUGAAACUGGACGAGGCCAAGAUGUAAUUUAUGAUUUACAAAAAAUUGAAAUGGAUCUCGCGCAUAGACUAGUUUUUGAAAAAGUUCAUAUAUAUACUUUGAAUGAUUCACAAGCAUAUAUGGAGCCAUUCCCAUAUCAUAUGGAAUUAUUUCAGGGACACAUGAGAAUUCUAGAGACUCAAAUCGCAGAAUACGUUAACCAAUGGAUGAAAUUAUCUAUAUUAUUAGAUAACAAAUCUUUUUACGAUUUAUUUAUGCAAAGAUUUUUAGAUCCAAAUAGGCACGAACACCCAUUAAAUGUUUAUAUAACAGAUGAAGGAUUAAAUUUGUGGCCUGCUCAUAUUUCAAUGGAAUUAAUAGACGACAAAUUUCCUGACUCCUUAUUAGUGUGUCAUAUUUAUGAGGCUUAUUUAUAUGUUAGUUCUAAAAUUGAGGAAAAUAAGAAAAAAAAUCAACAAAUGGGAGGAAAUAGGAAUAAAUUUAAAGCCUCACAAAAUUCGAAUGAUGUAUUUUCUGAAUCUGAUUAUAAAGGAAAUAGGAAUAAAUUUAAAGCCUCACAAGAUUCAAAUGAUGUAUUUUCUGAACCUGAUUAUAAUUCAGAAGAAGUCACGACCGUACCUAUGAGUAGCGUGUAUUUUAAUACGGCAUCAUCGAAUUCUUCUACGUUGCCAUCAACAAGACCAUUUGAUAAUAAUUUUGCAUCAGAUUCAAAUUCUUCUAC
Messenger RNA from Rhizophagus irregularis DAOM 181602=DAOM 197198, 6330 nucleotides. Lineage: Eukaryota; Fungi; Glomeromycota; Glomeromycetes; Glomerales; Glomeraceae. The record is from RefSeq and is a predicted model, not a curated record.